ACCUUGAAUAUUUCUGCCUAGACCACGAGGAGUAUCCUACGCUUGUAAAAUUUUAUGCAAGGGAUCCCACUCGAGAGUUUUCCAUUUGCGAGUUCUUAACAAGGGUGGUUAAGUCUGCGAAAGAUGGCUGCUGCGUGAGUUUCAUUACAACCCAAUGCACAUUAUUGCCAUGUAAUUUUUAAAUUGGCUAUGCAUCUCUUGUUAUUAUUAUUAUUAUUAUUAUUGUUGUUAUUGUGUCCUAAUCUUUCUUGGUCGUCAUGUCAUGUCAUGUCUCCUUGCAGAGAAGGAAGGCUUCCCAAUCUGUGACCACUUUGACAAACUUGCCGUCGAUGCUUUCUUCACAGGUGAUAUGCCCAACUCGUUGCCUGAGGAUACCACCACCAGUGACAACCUGCAAUUCUACGAGUUGAAAGAGUCAGAGCUGGAAGAAGAAAAGGAUUGGCUUCUUCUCUACUUGGAACUCUCGUUGCGCACCAAUUCUUUCCCGUUCUCAUCACUGGGUGAAAGUUCAUUUGACCUGAAAAAGGUAAUUGUGCAAACCAGAGCAGAUGUGUUUUCUAAGAAGAAAACCAAGUCCGAGAAUGCAAUCUUCUACAUAACCUUCACAUCCUGUGCCCGUAAAGACGGCAAUCCUAUCAUAAGGAAUGCUAUCAUAAGGAGAACAAUGGAUGGAAUUCAAGGUCAUAUGUCCCUUGAAGUCAAGUGUUUGGUGUGAAAGCAACCAUCUUAUGUUAUGUAUUUUUUAAGUAUCUAUUUGAUGUAGAUGUUUCUUGAG
Molecule: messenger RNA, 775 nt
Organism: Camelina sativa (false flax)
Lineage: Eukaryota; Viridiplantae; Streptophyta; Magnoliopsida; Brassicales; Brassicaceae
Product: UPF0725 protein At4g29550-like
Source: RefSeq, a predicted model, not a curated record